This is a messenger RNA of Klebsormidium nitens, 3911 nucleotides long. Lineage: Eukaryota; Viridiplantae; Streptophyta; Klebsormidiophyceae; Klebsormidiales; Klebsormidiaceae. The record is from the annotation of a GenBank genome assembly.
CGGACCGUGAGUCUGGGUUGAUGAUGCCAUUGAUGCCAAUGGUCGAGGCAACGUUGACGUUGAUGAGGGCCACCAUCAUCCAUGGCAUUUGGAGUCCGCAAACUUAAAGCGUUUAAAAGAACAGAGGAAGCCCCGUCUCUCACAAAAUACCGUUGGAGCCGAGGAUAGGCUUCGUUGUGAACGCUCAGGGUGACGCUCUGGGAUGCAUGAGAUGCAAGGAGGUCACUCAAGCGCACCGGGGGCGCUACGAGGAUUAGAAUGCGCUGCAAUCUCAUUGGGCGGUUGUAGAGGAAUGCUGACAGGGCGCAGCCGCCUUCGCUAGAAAGGCAAACUUGAAUUUCAGGCUUUGAUCAGAAGUCCACCUGCCUGGGAUCUAGCCAAAUGCUUGCAGUUAAAGCAGGUGAUUUGUGAAGUGAGGUUCAUUUUGGUCGGCUGUAUUCUUCAGGGACCACCCUGACCAGGGGCAUCUCAAUAUGAAAGGAGAGUACAACUGGUAGGGAACCACACCACUCAGGGAUCCCCUGUCACAGUCUAGGUUCAGGAAGGGAAGGGUAGACUAUUCCAAUAAGAAUAGAGUGUCUAGCAAGGAAGUGCAGCUGCCUGCUGCUAAUCUAUGUCCCUCGCCGUGCCCUCCAUCCGCAUGACGGCCUUUCUGGCCGUCCAAACAAAACCAGGUUAGCGUCAUAGAAUCACUUGACCAGCGAUGCACCGGCAGCCAAUGAGCAGCGUCGGCAGCAGCCUGGACGAGUACGGCAGGGCCGAGAUGGAGUGCGACAUCCCCCGCGUGCCCAGCGAGCGCUCGAUGAGCUCAAAAGGGGCGACUAACGGACUCCGCACCCCCAGCCGCCGCACGCCCUCCCCCAAGCGCUUUGAGAAGCACCCCCUGCUUCGGUUUUUGACCGGACAGGCGCUCCUGAACGUCCUGCUAGCGGUCUACAUCGUGUUCACCCUCCACUACUUUUACAGCCAGAACACCCUGAGCUCCUCGGGGUGCAUUGACGCGAUGUCGGGCGCGUCGCCGAACGAGCUGCAGUACGUGCACAACCAGGCGCGCCCGGUGUUGUUACAUAGCAGUAGGAAGGUGCAGGCGGGGAUCGUGAAUGGGUGGCACGAUCCGAGGACCACGGUGGCGACGUGUACGACGCACUGGGCGAAGGGGAUCGACAGGGUGGCGGCCGAGAAGCUGAAGAAGAUGAGGAUCUUCUUCUCGCUGAACCUGCGGGACAACGAUGGAGUCACGGCGCACCUGUUCCAUGAGCUGACCCGGGUUCUGGAGCGGCUCUCUCCCCACAAAACGUUUCUCUCCAUCUACGAAAGCGGGUCCACAGACGCAACUAGUCUGAGGCUGGAAACACUGGCGGCUACGCUGAACGGGAUGGAGAUCCCGCAUUCAAUAGUCGCGAACGGGAUCGAGAAGCAUGUGCACGAGACACGCAUCGAGUUCCUGGCGAAGGUCCGGAAUAAAGGGCUUGCUCCGCUUUUGCGACAGAUCUGGGACGGCCCUCACGGCAACGAGACCGGGCGCUACUUUGCGAUGCAACCAUCGUCAGAGAGCCCCCUCACGGGAAUCGACGUCUGGUCUGACGAUCGUCAAGUUCUGGGAAUAGAGCUCUACACGGGAAAGAACAAGGCCGGCCGGUUUGGCUCUCCGGGGGGGGUCAAGCGGUCGCUGCAUCUAGAGUUGGGAGAAGAAUUUGUCGAGGCGGAAGGGAGCGGGGAAAACCAGGUUUUGUCCCUGUGGAUAACGACGAGUCAGGGGCGGAAGGUGGGGGGAGGCUGUGCCACGUGUGUGCGCCAGUGGAUGACGCGUGGAAAGAGGCUAUUGGCCAUCGCGGGGUUCGGGGGGUGGGGCUUUGAGCUGCAGCCGGGCGUGAACUCGAUCAGCUUUGCGUGGGAGCUGCCACGGCAGGCGCGGAGAUACGACCGCGUGGUCUACCUGAAUGACGUCUACUUCUGCGCCGAGGACGUCAUCCUGCUGCUCAUGCACGACACCGCGCACAUGGCGACAGCUGUCGACACGCUCGGGGUGCCCCCCGAGGCGAACGCGACGCGGCUCUGGAUGUACGACUGGUGGGUGGCGCGGGACAUCGACGGGCAGACGAUGAAGGUGCCGUUCCCGCCAACCAAGGUCAACCAGAGCAUCAAGUGGUUUGAGGAGGGCAAACCCAUUCCCGUGUACUGCUCGUGCAACGGGAUGGUGAGCGUCGACUCGCGCAUAUUCUACGACAAGAAGCUGACGUUCCGGUCCAAGAGCUGGCACGGGGAGUGCUCCGCAUCCGAGUACUCGCACUUUUGUGCGGACGUGUGGAGAGUCUACGGUCCGGACACGCGCAUUGUGAUGGACGGGCGGGUCGUUGUGGCCUAUCAAGAGCAGGAGUGGAGACACGUGGCCAUGGCCCGCCGAAAAGCGGUCCCCCCCCACAUGUCCACCCCGCAAGACGUGGGCAUCCGACCAAACCCGUGGCUGCCUCUACCCCCCGUAGAUCGCACCCUUGUGUAUAACACGCUCAAGCAUAUACCAGCCCACAUCGAACCACCCAUUACAACCAGCUGCGUACCGAUUCACGAGGACAGCGCGCGCGAGGCAGUUCCGCGCUGGGCAUACGAGAUCAUGACCCCCAACCCGCUCGCGAGCCCGCCCAACGACUGGAAGUGGUCCGCGUUGAGCCAAAUUCGAGACGACUGGAAGCUGCCGCGUGAGAGCGAGCCUGGUUUGUCUCUCAGUCACAACACAGCCGCAGGCCCUCUCAACGCGUACGGCUACCCGCUGUCGCCCCACGCGUCGCGGCUCUACAGCGGGAACGUAAUCCGGAUCGGGGAGGGCAGCCGGCUCGUCUCCAGAAACAUGAAGUACAUGCUGUUGUUCCAGUACGAUCGCAGAGUGGUGACGUAUCAGCUGGGUUUCCCGCUGAAAGCGGUGUCCGAGUGGCAGCCCGACACGCUGAGCAGCGUCCACGUGGCAAUGCAGAGGGAUGGCAAUGUAGUGCUGUCUGGGACGAACGGCGCCCCCAAAUGGUCCUCCGAGACAGCCGCCGGGAACAAAGCGUACAUGGAGCUGUCCAACAACGGAACGCUCGAGGUGCGGGUAGACACCAACGGAGCGUCGCGGCUGCUCUGGACUAAGUCCACCAUCGCCCCUCUGAAUCCAAGUAAAGGCCCGGCUCCCAUGGGCGUUGGCGGCGGCAUUUUUGUUUCUUUAACGCUACUCGAGGGCGCGCAUAUAAACGAGGACUUAGGGGAGCUGUUAGAAGGGCUCUGUGUAAACAUGGUCGGCCGCAUCUUCGUCUCGGUUGCAACUGUGGGGCCGACGAAAUGGCCCCCUUGGCGGUCGGCCAUGUCCGGUAUUCUGAUCGCCCAUCUCGCGUCGCACAAUAAUACGGGGUGGUUUGAAACGGCCGAGGAAGCGGUUAAGUAUCACGAGGGCAAUUAUCGGACGUUUGCGGCGGACCGCGAGGGCUUAUGCUCGCUCCGGAUCAACCCGGAAGCCAGGGGCUUGUACACCGGAGACAUUCUGUAUGAUUUCGUGAUCGAGUCGUUAGAAAGAAAAGACAAGGAUUGCUGUGAAAACAUGUUCCAAGGUGACGUGGAGCGGGUUAGCAUAGAUUGUAGUUGUCGAAUGUGUCCGGAAAAAAGGCCCGUAAAAAUAGCGGCUGGCAAAGCAGUAGGGACAACUUAAGUUGUAAGGCAUAAUUUAUGUACAUUGGAUGCUGCUGACUAUGCGGGCUCAACCUGCCCCGACGUUAACCUUGGUCAAAAUAGAGGUCAAUUGAGGAUCGUACGGCUUAGGUGGUAUCAAUCUUCGGCUGAAGGUUUAGCAACCCACAGAAACGCAAGGCUAUUGUUACUCUUUGUUUAAAUUUGACGCGGUUAAAACCGCACCUGUUCUUUAAGCUUCAGUAGCUCUUCCCGCA